AUGUCGGUUGUCAUCGAAACUACGAUAGGCGACAUCACGGUGGAUCUGUUCCUGAAGGAACGUCCGCUGGCCGCAUUAAAUUUUCUGAAGCUGUGCAAGCUGAAGUACUACAAUUUCAACCUGUUCCAUACGAUCCAGUCGGAGUUUAUUGCACAAACCGGUGAUCCGUCCGGUGUCGGUGAUGGUGGCAUGUCGAUCUGGGGCAUCCUCGAGGGAGAACACAAGCGCUACUUUGAGGGCGAAACUGUGCCAAAGAUAAAACAUUCCGAGCCGGGACUGCUGUCGAUGGUAAACGCAGGCGAGCAUUUGAUUGGGUCGCAGUUUUUCUUCACCCUUGGAGCUGAUCUGACUUCGCUCGAUGGUCGCCAUACCGUGAUUGGGGAAGUAACGGAGGGCCACGAGGUGCUGCGGAAGUUAAAUGAAGUCAUUUGCGAUGAGAGACACAGACCGUACAAGGAUGUGCGUAUCACGCACACCGUUGUGCUGGACGAUCCGUUCGACGAUCCGCGUGGUUUCCGCGAGCCGAGCCGCUCUCCUUCCCCAUCGGCAGAGCGUUUGCAAGGAGGGCGCAUUGCGGCGGACGAGGAAAUCGACGAUCUGGGAGGAAAAACGGAGCAAGAGAUCGCGGAAAUGAUUGCCGAGCGGGAGGCGAAAGCGAGGGCCACGAUUCUAGAAAUUGUUGGUGACAUACCGGAUGCGGACAUUGCACCACCGGAGAAUGUACUGUUUGUGUGUAAGCUGAAUCCGGUCACGACGGACGACGAUUUGCAGAUCAUUUUUAGUCGGUUCGGAAUGAUCAAGGGAUGUGAGGUGAUCCGCGACAAGCUGACCGGAGACUCACUGCAGUACGCGUUCAUCGAGUUCGAAAACCAAAAGUCUUGCGAGGAUGCGUAUUUUAAGAUGGACAAUGUGCUAAUUGAUGAUCGGCGCAUUCACGUUGACUUUUCGCAGUCCGUCUCGAAGGUUAAGUGGCGCGGCAAGGGACGCGGCAUAGAGUUUCAAGAUGGAGCCGAUAAGCGAUCAUUUAAAGAUUUUGACCGAAAGAAGCAGCAAUCAAAUCGCAACGGAGGCUCUAGAAUGGAGCGGCAGAAUGUUUCACCGAAAAGAGGGCGCGAACAAGAAAAGCAGAGGAAUCGGUCGGAAUCUAGAUCUCGCUCGAGAUCCGCUUCACGGUCAAGGCCUAUCAAAGCUGACCGGAGUCGACAACGCAGCCGUUCGCGUGAUCGUGUGCAAAACCGGGAUCGCGAUACGAACCGUUCUGCAGGGCGCAACGUACAAGAGAGUGGUAAUCGCGCACGAAAGCCGAAAUUGACUGAACGUAAUUCAGCCUAUCUGGAGCAGCGAAAUGGACGGGAUAUUCGCAUUAAUCAAGGCAAGGUGGAUUAUAAGAAUCGUCCCUAUCCCAACAGUUUCGUACAACGGAAGGGUCCUCGCGAUAAGAAUGCAAAACGUGGUGGCAACUCGGGUCCUCGAGGCUCCAGUGGGAAGCGUCUCGAACCACCACGACGUCGUUCUAGAUCUCGUUCGCGAGAUCGUCGCAUGAGACGUUCACGUAGUGGAUCUCGUUCGAGGGAUCGCCGCAACAGCUCCGAUCGAUAUAGAAGUUACCGAUCAAACUCACGCGAUGCAAAAGGACGUCGACAAAAUGAUGCAGAGCGUGUUGUAAGUCGCCAACCAACAAGCCAGCAGCGGGCCAGUACGGAUUUGCGCAGAACUACCGAUACAAAAUCUGGCACCAUCUCGUCCGAUCGAGAUCAGCAACGUGAACCGAAACCAUCCAAACGGCGGUCGUCAAGCUCCGGUUCAUCGAGUCCCCCACCCAGGGAGAAAAGGAAGAGAGGCUCUUCUCGUUCAUCCCGAUCGGAUAGUUCGUCCUCGUCAAGUUCGCACAGUGAGUCGGAUGAACGAUCGAAAAAGCGGAAGAAGAAAUCUUCGAAAAAGAAAUCGAAGAGCAGCAGCAAGUCGGAUCGGAAGCGGAAGGAUUCUGUUUCCUCUGAAGACGGCAAGCAUCGGAAGAAGUCAAAGGGAAAGAAGAAGAAACGGAAGCAUUAG
Messenger RNA from Anopheles marshallii, 2052 nucleotides. RefSeq names its product peptidyl-prolyl cis-trans isomerase sig-7. Gene Ontology annotation, molecular function: RNA binding; peptidyl-prolyl cis-trans isomerase activity. Gene Ontology annotation, biological process: protein peptidyl-prolyl isomerization. Bases 1 to 2052 code for a protein of 683 amino acids. Gene Ontology annotation, cellular component: nucleus. The transcript has a single exon. Lineage: Eukaryota; Metazoa; Arthropoda; Insecta; Diptera; Culicidae. The record is from RefSeq and is a predicted model, not a curated record.